Messenger RNA from Rhinichthys klamathensis goyatoka, 2905 nucleotides. It is a transcript of the gene susd6, whose product is annotated as sushi domain containing 6. Lineage: Eukaryota; Metazoa; Chordata; Actinopteri; Cypriniformes; Leuciscidae. Bases 302 to 1387 code for a protein of 361 amino acids. The transcript is spliced from 7 exons. The record is from RefSeq and is a predicted model, not a curated record.
ACGGUGUGAGAGCGAGGCCACUGGUGGAGCUCGAAGCCCUUUCCUACUGUUGGGAGGAGGUACUCCGAUCUGGCCCCGCUGGCUGGCUGCUCUCAACCUUCUCCGUAGACGGAUGUUCAUAUCGCAAAGGGCCGUCAGAAUCUCAGAAUAUAUUCCAUACCAGCAUAUACAGCGUUUACAGUAGCCCUGGGAUUUCCAUCUAUUAGACGCAGCUCCAUGGUGACCCAAUACUGGUUUUAAAGAGGAGGGCAUUCACUGGUUCAGCCGGAGAGGACUCUUGCUGCACAAGCAGUGCUGAAAGAUGUGCAAUGGAAUGGUAGCGUGUGAGACGAGAGCCUCGCUCGCUCACAGGGUGGCCGCCAAAUCCCUGCUGCUACUUCUCCUCGGCAUGUUCCCCACAGGCCAAGCUUCAGGUUGUCCCAGACCCUCAGUUGUGCCUCAUGGCAGUGGGAACCUGACGGAAACGAACCGCGGCUCCUUCCCUGUUGGCACACUAUUGCAGUACAGCUGCGAUCCAGGAUACACGCUGGAUGGCUACAGCAUUAUCACCUGCACCGUCUCAGGCCACUGGUCUUCUGACCUGCCUCGCUGUGUCAAAAAUGAUGUUUGUCAACCACCGAGUGAGCCGGAGAACGGAGGAUAUAACUGCCACCCCUCGCCGUGCCACAGACUGACCCAGGGUACUGUGAUUGAGUACUUCUGUGAUGAGGGUUACAUUCUGAAAGGAGGGUACCAGUUCCGAACCUGUGACAAUGGAGAGUGGAAAUCGUCCUUGCAGAUCAGCUGUCACCCUGUACAAGGGGACGAGCAGCAAUCUACGCUGCCCAUGCCGGCUCUGUCUAUCGUGGCCUCCACUGCCAGUUCUGUGGCCCUCAUCCUGCUGCUGGUGGUGCUGUUUGUUUUGCUUCAACCCAAACUCAAGUCCUUCCACCACAGCCGCAGCCGGGAGCAGGGUGUGUCAGGACAGCCUACCUCCAUCAUGGUGGAGGGCGUUCAGGUCUCGCUGCCCUCCUACGAAGAGGCCGUGUACGGCGCAGGCGGCACUCCCGUGCCACCUCCUGAGUCCCGGGUUCAGAUCGUGCUGUCGGAGGGCCCGCAGGUGGAGGGUUUGAACGAACCUCUAGAACAGGCUCAGACGAGUUACAGUUUCCCCUCCACCUCGACUGCUGCGCCCUUGUGUCACGCAGAGACUGUAUUGGUUCACCAGGUGCCCUCUUCCUCCUCUCCAUCCUCCUCAUCCUCUCGCUCCUGGGCUGCUGAGCAGCCUGGUGCCGCUGCGCCUCUGCACCGCAGGCAGAGCAGCGAGAGCAGCGAUCAGCACAGCUUGCUUUCAGUCACCUCUGCCGAAGACUAUGGUGAUGAUAUUCCAUUGCUAAAGGAAGCCUGAGUCUGUGUACAGCCCCCUCCCUCUCUUGUCACCGCUGGCCAGCACUGUAACCCCUAAAGCUUCUCACCAAACACUUACCCCACACCUACCCUUCAGAACGCAGCAGUAAAUAAGAUCCAUCAGCUGUCCCUCUGCCAACAAAUCGCCCGGCCCUGGGGUCUACAAGCUGCGUGGCCCCCAUGGAGUCUGGCAGCUCUCUUGACAGGAAGGACUUUUGACCGGACGACCCCUCAAAGGGAUGCGCAAAUGCUCGAGUUUAACACUUUUCUUGCAGGUGCGCUAAUAAUCAGUUGCACUCACAGGCUUACCUCGUCGUGACGAGGAUUCACUAAUUACAGAUGAAUGCAUUAAGAUUACGUUGUGGACCUCUGCUCCGUCAAUGACUGUGACCUCUUGCGAAGGGGAGAGUUCAGCAAGGAUUUGCUAAGCCAGGCCCUUUUCUCUUUGAUGCUGCAUGUUCUGUGCAAUUUCUAUUCUCUGUUUCAUUCUACACGCUUACACACAGGAGCACGGCACAAUCGAAGCAUGACGCAUAGCACCAUCUCGACACAUUCCCUUGUGCGAGACGCAGGGUUGAACUGAUUUACAUUGUACUGUAUUCAAAUACAUGCUUGCCUUUUUAUUUGUCAAAAAGUACCUGUGCUGUGCUGUGCUGUGCUGUGCUGUGCUCUGCGUGUGUGUGUGUGUGUGUGUGUGUGUGUGUGUGUGCGUACAUGGGUUUCUGAUGCCUGUGACUGUGGCUGUUGUCAUUCGAAGAGGGCUGAAGUAUCAUCUAGGCUUCUUUUCCCCAAAAUAGGAAACAUUUUCAAUACCUCCAUUUUCUAAUCGCGACGUUAUUUAACUAGGAUGGAUGUUCCUUGUCUACAUGUCUGUUUGUCCAAAGUGAGGGAGACAUACUUUCAGAGAAAUAAUUCAACUUUAUUUCUUCCUUUUAAAAGCAAGUAUAGCUCUCUCAUGUUUAUGUGUUGCACGCACAAGCAAAGAAAACUUUAAUGGUUUUUUUUUAAAAUCACUUUUGAGUUCUUUUUCCAAGAGGACUUUGUUGGGUGUGGACUAAGUUCGUUGCUGGGCUGUACCUUAUUAGCUUUGACUAAUAAUAUUUGGAAUAUAAUUUAAGCAAGUUUAAUUCACUUUUAAUUUGUUAAAUGUUACAAUAUUACAUUUGAAUGCUUUGCAAAGCCAGCUGUGGUGUGGCUAACAUCUUAAAGAUGACUAGCAAAAAUAGAAGCACCUUCUAUUAAGUUUUCUUAAUAAAUCAUUCGCUAUUAAGAUGGUAUUUGUAAAGAGAAUUCAUCAGAUAUCCCAUCAGAUGUUAAAUAGGUUGUGCAUUGUUUUAAUGCACUGUCUAGACUCAGCUCCAGAAAAUGGCCUUGUUCUUCACUCAUAAUGUUCUUUUGGCAAAUGGGCAUUUGAAAAACCAAUGAAUCUUUUAUUUGAAUUGCUUUUCGUUUUGCAUUUUUUCAUCCUUGCUCAUUGAACAUUGCCACCUCAUGUGUAUAUCCCCUGUGUGGUUCAUGC